AUGGCCACCGCCGCAGAUCAGGCUGCACAUGCACAUCAACGCGAAGUUGCCUUUGACUAUGCCUCGUCAGAUAUCCGUAACGAAUACAGAAGUGGCUUCGAGACUGCGAUGCGGACUCCCCUGGAGACUGAGAAAGCGUCUGUCGAGGAAGCCGGUAUUGCUGGAAGCGACGAGGAGACCGGCUUGGCAAAGGUUGCCGCUGCCACGUUCGAUGUGGCCGAAGCCUCCUCUAACAGCAGCAGCGAUAAAGAGCUGAUCACUCAAGUCAUUUCCACUGAAGAUGAUCCUUCCCUCAAUCCUUGGACAUUUCGCAUGUGGUUUGUCGGCUUGGGGUUGUCCGUUUUCGGUGGUGUCCUGGCUGAGAUUUACUACUUCAAACCACAAACCGUCUUGGUAUCUGUCAUGUUCUUGGCCAUCAUUUCUUACGUUCUUGGAGAAGGCCUUGCCGUUUUCAUACCCAGACGGGGAAUCUUCAAAUGGCUUAACCCUGGUCCAUUCAACAAGAAAGAGCAUGCGGCUAUCGUGAUUAUGGCCAGCGCCGCUGCGAACAGCGCCCUGGGUACUGAGAUUCUCGCCGUCCAACGACUUUAUUACAAUCAGACACCAAACGCAGCUCUGUCAAUCUUCAUGCUAUUCAGCUCCCAACUGCUUGGCUACGGAAUGGCUGGAGUUAUGCGCUCCAUCCUUCUGUAUCCUACUCGCAUGUUGUGUCCGACUGUCCUUCCUCUUAUUAGCAUGUUCGAGACCUUGCAUGGUGAGCGUCAUGAAGUUCAGAAGAAGCUCAAACUGUUCUGGGUGGCCUUCUUCCUCAUCUUUUUCUGGGAAUUAUUGCCAGAGUGGAUCUUCCCCCUUAUCACCGGAUUUUCUAUCUUCUGCCUCGCCAAUCCAAAUUCCAUGCCAUUCACUUUGGUAUUUGGAGGUACUAAUGGAAACGAAGGCUUGGGUCUCCUUUCUCUUUGCCUGGAUUGGCAGUACAUAUCUGGCGGCGUCAACCCUCUGGCCAUUCCGUUGCAAGCACAGAUGGCUAACUUCAUCGGUUACCUGCUUUGCAUUGCCGUCUUCUGCGGAGUAUGGUUCGGCAAUAUCUAUAACGCCCAAAGCUUCCCUUUCCUGUCACAAACGCUCUUUAAUGCGGAUGGGUCCCCGUACAAUCAGCUGCUCAUUCUGGACGAUAAUUUCGAGGUAGACUAUACCAAACUCGAACUGUCAUUCUCGGCCACCAUCGUCCACCUAUUGCUGUGGAAUCGUGAAGAUCUUGCAGCGGCGUGGUCCUGGGCCACACCAAACAACCUCCUGCGAAUGGCACGGAACUUUAACUGGAAGUUCUGGCAGGCUUCAAGUGAAAUGGCUGCCCCGGCGAACCAAGAAGACCUUGAUCCCCAUUACAAGGAAAUGCUCAAGUACAAGGACUCUCCCGACUGGUGGUACGGUGUGACCUGGCUUGUGGCUAUGGUUGUUGGUUUGAUCGUCAUUUACGAAGCCAAUUCGACUUUACCCUGGUGGGGAUUCUUUAUAUCCCUCAUCCUAGCCCUUAUCUGUAUUCUCUUCUUUGGUGCCCUGGGCGCUGUCACGGGGCUCAAUGCUACGUAUAGCACCUUCCUUCAAAUGAUCGGGGGCUACUUGCACCCGGGAAAGCAUGUUGCAAACAUGUACUUUGUCCUUUGGAGUUACAACAGUGUAGCUCAAGGCCUUCUGGUUCUUCGCGAUUUGAAGAUCGCCCAGUACGUCAAGUUGCCGCCUCGCUGCACAUACACUGUCCAGAUUCUCGGAACUCUUAUCGGAGCUUUGCUCAAUUGGGUCAUGAUGAAUUCAAUCGUUACCAAUCAACGCGAUAUCCUUCUGUCCGUGGAAGGCACAAAUAUCUGGUCAGGACAACAGCCACAAUCGUACAACAGCCAAGCCAUUGCCUGGGGUGGUCUUAGUCAUCAGCUGUUCGAUGUGGGCAAAGAGUACCAAUGGGUAACACUGGCCUUCCUUCUCGGCAUUGGUGCUCCGGUUCCUUUCUGGAUCAUCCACAAGUUCUUGCCGCAGCUGAAACUGGAUUACUUUUCUUUGUUUUGGUCGCACAGUUUUGAUGUGAUUCACAGCUCCUACAUUGGUUGGCUUUGCGUCGGUAUUAACUCGUCAAUUUUGAGCUACUUCGCCCUUGCCUUCUGGUCUCAGUGGUACUUGCGUAGGAAAUACCCCGUUUGGUUCAGGAAGUACAACUAUAUCCUCGCAGCCGCUCUUGAUGGUGGCACCCAAGUGAUGGUGUUCAUUCUCUCGUUCGCGGUCCAAGGCGCUAGCGGAGAUGCACACUUAUUCCCUGCAUGGUGGGGCGCUAAUCAAGGUGGAAACUACGACCGCUGCUUGUAUACCUCCUACUAG
Molecule: messenger RNA, 2367 nt
Organism: Dacryopinax primogenitus
Lineage: Eukaryota; Fungi; Basidiomycota; Dacrymycetes; Dacrymycetales; Dacrymycetaceae
Product: oligopeptide transporter
Exons: 22
Coding region: 1-2367 (788 amino acids)
Biological process (GO): transmembrane transport
Molecular function (GO): oligopeptide transmembrane transporter activity
Source: RefSeq, a predicted model, not a curated record